AUGGAAGAGGGAAAUCAUUCGGAGGCGACUGAGUUCAUUCUCUCAGGGCUGACAGACCGUCCGGAGCUACAAGCCCCUCUGUUUGGGAUUUUCCUAAUGAUUUAUGUUAUCACUGUCGUGGGGAACUUGGGGAUGGUCCUGUUAAUCACGAUUGAUCCCCGACUCCACACCCCCAUGUACUUUUUCCUCAGGAGUUUGUCUUUCUGUGAUCUCUGUUAUUGCUCGGUAAUUGUCCCUACGCUACUGCAGAAUUUCUUAGCUGAGAGGAAAAGCAUUUCUCGCACUGCCUGUGCUGUGCAAAUGUAUGUCUCCCUGUGUCUUUCAGAUAUUCAGUGUCUCUUGCUGGUUGUGAUGGCAUAUGACCGUUAUGUGGCCAUCUGUAACCCGCUGCUCUAUAUGGUCACUAUGUCCAGGCAGCGGUGUAACCAGCUAGUGGCUGGGGUGUGUGCCGUAGGGGUGCUGGAUGCAUUGAUACUCACGUAUUUUACAUUCCGACUGUCAUUCUGCCACUCCAACAUCAUCAGGCAGUUCUUCUGUGAAAUGCCCCCCCUGCUGGCACUCUCCUGUUCUAACACCCGCAUCAGUGACAUUGUGCAGUUGGCUUCUAUGUGCUACACUGUAAUGCUCAGUGUUGUGAUCAUUCUCCUUUCCUAUGUCUAUAUCUUCACCACCAUCCUGAGGAUCCGCUCUGCCGAGGGCCGGUACAAAGCCUUCUCCACCUGCGCUUGUCACUUGAUCACGGUGGGAGUAUUUUAUUUCACUCUCCUUUUCAUGUAUUUCCAACCCACCUACAGCUAUUCCAUGGACAAUGACAAAAUAGCGUCCGUGUUUUACGCACUGGUGAUCCCCAUGUUGAACCCCAUAAUCUACAGCCUGAGGAACAGGGAGGUGAAGGACGCCCUGAGGAAAACCAUGAAUAAACUCCUAACCAGUCCCUGA
Molecule: messenger RNA, 939 nt
Organism: Pelodiscus sinensis (Chinese soft-shelled turtle)
Lineage: Eukaryota; Metazoa; Chordata; Testudines; Trionychidae
Source: RefSeq, a predicted model, not a curated record